This is a messenger RNA of Guillardia theta CCMP2712, 798 nucleotides long. RefSeq lists its product as hypothetical. NCBI's taxonomy places the organism in Eukaryota, Cryptophyceae, Pyrenomonadales, Geminigeraceae. The coding region runs from base 1 to 798 and encodes 265 amino acids. The transcript has 4 exons. The record is from RefSeq and is a predicted model, not a curated record.
AUGCUUUUCUUUUCCACCAGCAAGGCCGACCUGGGCUUGACGCUCAUCGUGGCAGCAGUCCUCUCGCUUCUCACCCUUGUUAUCUUCAAGCUCGACAACGACGUCAAGUUGCUCGAGUACAACAAGGAUAUGAGACAAGGAAACUGUAAGGUGUUGUCGGCAGAGCUGCAGCAUGUGUCAGUGCCGCAAGGUCCCCCCGAUGUUGAUAUCCCCGACGAGGACAAGUGGCGAGGAGAGGUGAUAGUGGAGGUCGACCCUGGCGACGGAGCAAACUCCUUCCAGGUCCCAGUGCACGACACGUUGGAAGGACAGUUCUCCUCAGUCAAGGAGUAUCAGGAGCAGUGGUUGCAGCGGCACCAAGAGGGGAAGCAAGAGGUUUGCUACUACGGCAUGUUCCACGGGCACAUGGCGGCAGUGUUCGACCUGCAGGCUGCGUUGACCAAGGUGAACGGCAGCUGGGGAGAGGACCACAGCUCGUUCAGCAUGCACGUGGCCAAGGUUGUAGUCGGGUUCUUCGCGCUGCUGUUCGUCGGCCUCGUGUUGAUCAAACUUCUAGUCGGCAAAUGGGAUUCGCCCGAAGAUGAGGAGUAUCAGCAGCUGCGAGAGGAUAAAGAGGAUGCUGUCCCUCCUUACGGGUCCGACGGGACGCGAGGAGGAGGGGAGGAGGAGCGGCUGCAGCGGGUUGUGGUGGACCUGCAGGAGGAGAGGAGAGGGAAUGUCGAGACAGGGCGAUCGUUGAUACUGCAAGGAGGGACGCCUAGAUCGGAUGGGUUGGAAGAGGUUCCUUUGCCGAGAUGA